Lampris incognitus (smalleye Pacific opah) is the source of this 3218-nucleotide messenger RNA. It is a transcript of the gene nop14, whose product is annotated as NOP14 nucleolar protein homolog (yeast). The record is from RefSeq and is a predicted model, not a curated record. Gene Ontology annotation, biological process: maturation of SSU-rRNA. Gene Ontology annotation, cellular component: small-subunit processome; nucleolus; Noc4p-Nop14p complex. Lineage: Eukaryota; Metazoa; Chordata; Actinopteri; Lampriformes; Lampridae. Bases 131 to 2779 code for a protein of 882 amino acids. The transcript has 18 exons.
CCGGAUUCUCCCAGCAAUACGACGUGUAGAUUCGAGAAAAACAACGAUUAGAUACGAACAAUAUUAUAUUGACAAGACUCUUUGGUGGAUAUAUCCGUGUUGUUCAUCGACACAGCUGUCUUGUAGAAAGAUGGGGAAGCCGCCCAGAAAGAAGAAACUUGCGGACAAGAUUCGCAGAGCCAAGACCUCCACCGAGAUCAAAAACAAUCCGUUCGAAGUGAAAAUCAACCGAAAGAAAUUUGAUGUUUUGGGAAGAAAGACCAAGCAUGACGUGGGUCUGCCGGGUGUGUCUCGAUCGAAAGCCAUUAACAAGAGAAAGGACACCCUCCUGAAGGAAUAUAAACAGAAAGAUAAGGCCAACAAAUUCAUUGACAGACGCUUUGGGGAGUAUGACACCAAGAUGGCACCGGAAGAUAAAAUCCUGCAGAGGUUUACCUUGGAGAGGCAGCGCACCCAGGUCAAGAAGGAUUUGUUCAACCUGAAUGAGGAGGAGGAGGAGCUAACUCACUACGGCCAAUCACUGGCUGAGAUUGAGAAAUUUAAUGAUGCAGCGGACAGUGACAGUGAAUCAGAUGAGAAAGGCCUUCUGUCAGCUGAGUUGACUGCCUCCCACUUUGGUGGAGGAGGUCUCCUGAGAAAGAAGAUGACAGAUGAACAGGAUGAAGGCGGAGGAAGCCACAGGGCCAAGUCCAGGCAGGAGCUCAUUGAAGAACUUAUCCAUAAGACUAAACAGGAGAGACGUGAGCGUCAGGUGCAGAAGGAGGAGACCCAGGAGCUGACAGAGAAGCUUGACCAGGAUUGGAAGAGCAUUCAGGCUCUGAUGACAAAGAAGACCCCCAACGCUGAUCAGUUAGAAAAGCAGGAGGACAAGCCCAAGUUGGAUGAGUAUGACAUGAGGGUGAGGGAGCUGGGCUUCGAGAUGAAGGCACAGCCCUCAGAGAAGAUGAAAACCCCUGAGGAGCUGGCCAGGGAGGAGAGAGAGAGGCUGCAGAAACUAGAGGCUGAUCGUCUGAGGAGGAUGAUGGGAGAUGUAGCAGCGGACAGUGUGAAGAGUCAGACCCAUUUAUCUGCUGAUGACCUCAAUGACGGCUUUAUCCUUGACAAGGAGGACAGGAAGGCUUUGGCUUAUCAGGAUGGAAAAUGGAAUCUUGAGGAAGACUUGGAGAAAAAUGAAGAUCAAAAUGAGGAUGAAGAUGAGGAUGGUGAGGAAGGAGUAAGUGGUCAGGAUAAGGAAUCAGAUGAAGAGGAAGAGGGGGAUGAUGAUGAUGAAGAUGGGGAAGAUGGUGACGAGGAGGGACAGGAGGAGAGUGGCAUCAGUGAAGGAGAGGACAGUCACUCGGACUUAGGCUCUGAACAAGAAAGUGAGGCAGAGGAGGAUGAAGAUCAAGGAGAGACAGAAAAAGAAGAUGACACAAUGCCGGAGCACGUGCUGUCCAAAGAGGAGAUCAAGGCCAGACAAGAGGCAGCUAAAUCAGAGCUACCAUACACAUUUACUGCCCCAGAAAGCUACAGUGAUCUUAAGGCUCUCCUCCAAGGCCAUACCUCUGACAACCAAAGACUGAUACUGGCCAGGACUCAGAAAUGCAACCACCCCAGUUUGGCUGCGGGCAACAAGCUCAAACUCCAGAAACUGUUUGGCUUCCUGUUGGAGUAUGUAGGAGAGUUGACCACCAGAAAGCCGCCUGAACUCACCACCAUUGAUAAGCUUGUACCUCAGUUGUAUGCACUGUGUCAGAUGUUUCCUGAAGCGUCCUGCAAGGCGAUGCAGACAAUCCUAAGAGACAGCGCUCAUAGCAUGGAGGAGGUGCUGGAGGUCAAAGGGCGUGCUGCCUUUCCACCUUUAGACAUGAUGAUCUAUCUAAAGGUGACAGCCCUACUGUUCCCAACAUCAGAUUUCAGACACCCCGUCACCACUCCUGCCCUCCUCUACAUCACACAGGCUCUCACCAAGUGUGCGGUGACAUCACUGCAGGACAUGGUAUCAGGCUUGGUUCUGUGUUGCAUGGCACUGGAGUAUGUCUCCCUCUCAAAGCGCUUCCUACCAGAGCUUAUUAACUUCCUCGCCGGGACGCUUCACCUGGCAGUGGCAGACAAGACCUCUAUAGAUUACGCUGUAGUGCCAUCCUUCAGGCCAUCAGGGAAGUACAGUGACUUGCUGGUGGUGUCAGACCCAAGCUGCUGCCAGAGUUGGACCAAACACGCCCUGCCACUGUCAGCUACACAGCACCUGGAGAUCAGAAACGAUCUGGAAAGAGAUCAUUACAGGUUAACUUGUAUCUCAACCUGCCUGGACCUGGUGAAACGUUGCUGUGUGCUCUACAAAGACCUCACUUCCUUCACACACAUCUUCCAGCCAAUUAGGAUCCUGCUUUCAAAACAUCUUCCUAUCCAAACAUACCCAGAGCUUUUACAGGAGCUUCACAGUGAAAUAUUGGCAGCCAUCAGUGGUACCUCUGUGACCCACAGUCCUUUGGUUUUUGAAAAGAAGAAGCCUAUUCCACUGAAACUGUUCACACCUAAGAUUGUUGAAGUGUUGGAUUACGGAAAGAAGCGUGGCUGUACCAAAGCAGAAAGGGAGAAGGAGCGGCUGACGCACAAGUACAAGAAAGAAUUCAAGGGUGCUCUGAGAGAGAUCAGGAAGGACUCGCGCUUCCUUGCCAAUGAGAAGCUCAAUGAGAUCAUGAACAGGGAUGCAGAGAGGAAGAGGAAAGUCAAGGAGCUGUUUGGCAGCCUGGCUACCCAAGAGGGAGAGUGGAAGGCCCUAAAGAGGAAGAAGUGAAACACCAAAUUCAUAUUCUUUUUAAAAAAAUUUUGCUUCUCUCUGUCAUUUAUCUGUCAAGGCGUCAUCUCCCACUCUACCACAGAUAAGACUUGCAGUAACCUAUGUAAGGUUCAAACUGGGAACUGCCAUGACGAUUUGAUGAUUUUUUUUCCUCUUAAAUAUUGGAAUAAAAUGUAAUUUCCACACAAAACAAGUUUUGUACUGUUCAAUAGCAAAUGCUUCUAUUGUAGCCAAGUGGAAUGAACAUAACUUAGUAAUACACCGAUCAGCCAAAACAUUAAAACCAUUGGCAGGUAAGUGAAUAACAUUGAUUAUGAAAAUAAAAUGAAAGCCACUUUACUUUGUCAUUGUAGGUUACAAUGAAGUUUGUUUUCUGCAUUCAACCCAUUCUAUGGUAUAGGCGCAUUGGGCAGCUGUGGUGCUGUGCCGGGGGACC